Dermatophagoides pteronyssinus (European house dust mite) is the source of this 1185-nucleotide messenger RNA. RefSeq lists its product as uncharacterized. Gene Ontology annotation, cellular component: nucleus; cytoplasm. Lineage: Eukaryota; Metazoa; Arthropoda; Arachnida; Sarcoptiformes; Pyroglyphidae. Gene Ontology annotation, biological process: regulation of transcription by RNA polymerase II. Gene Ontology annotation, molecular function: RNA polymerase II transcription regulatory region sequence-specific DNA binding. The record is from RefSeq and is a predicted model, not a curated record.
UAUCUGCACAAUGAUACAGCGAUAAUUUCGAUAUGUUCGAUUGAUUUUGAUCGAAUAAAAUUCAAUGAUCAUUCAAUUCUUUUCUUCAAUUAUCAUUAUUAUUCCAUCAAAAUGAUGCAAAACAACAACAACAACAACGGUGGUGGCGGUGGUGACAUGAAUUCUUUGAUUAUUAAACAAAGAAAUUUAAAAUUAAUUUCACAAAAUUGUUUAGCAAUUGGUUUGAUUAGAAAAUUUAAUCAAAAUCAAAAUCAAAAUUCAUCGACGACUAUAUCAACAUCAUCACCAACAUCAUUAUCAAGUAAUAGCCAUCAUCAUCAUUAUCCGAUUGUUGAAAAUGGUCAUUUCAAUAAUAAUAAUAAUAAUCGAUCAAAUCAUAAUAAUAGAAGAUAUCAGAAUAACAAUAGUCCAUCAUCAAUAACAUCGAUGACAACAUCAUCAUCGAUUGCGGCUAACAAUGAUCAACAACAACAACAACAACAAGAGUGCCAAAAACCAAUGGAAUUAUUUAAUGAAUUUAUUCGAAUCAAUUUAAAUAAUCAUCAUAAUCAUUUAUCAACAACAACAACAACAUCGAUUGUAAUAAAUUGUUUUCAACGUUUAACAAUGGCCGGUUUUAUUUAUCCAUCAACAUUAUUAAUAAUGGGUCAAACAUCCGAUACAUUAGAAACAUUGUGUUCAUUAUGGUCAAAACGUAUACUUAAAUCACCGGUUAAUUAUACGAUAAAUUUUGUCGGAUAUACAACCGUAUUGGAAGCGGCUACUAUUAGUCAAUCACAUUUCACACCAUUAGCUGAAGCAUUAUACAGAUGUAUCGAUGAACUAGGAACUAGACAAAUAACAGCUACUUAUGAACAAAUAUUAAAACGUUUAUGUACAGAAUUUCCAAGUGUUGAAUUACCUGCCGAUGAUAUUAUUCGCAGUACAUUGUUAGCAAUGACAGCAGAAAAUAAAUUAAAUUAUGAUAGUUAUUAUCAAACAUAUACUGUUGCAUCAAAUUUUAUAUUACCAUGGGGUAUAAUGGAUGAAUUUGAAAGUCUUUCGUUAUCGGAUCGAACACCACCAAGUAAACAAUAUCAUACUGAAGAUGGUGAUUAUGAUGAAGAUAUUGUUGCUGUUGCUGAUGAUGAUGAUGAUGAUAUGACAAUCGAUUCGAAUAAUAGACAAAAUUUCAAUAAUUUUGAA